Molecule: messenger RNA, 1684 nt
Organism: Lasiosphaeria miniovina
Lineage: Eukaryota; Fungi; Ascomycota; Sordariomycetes; Sordariales; Lasiosphaeriaceae
Exons: 8
Coding region: 173-1684 (503 amino acids)
Cellular component (GO): mRNA cleavage and polyadenylation specificity factor complex
Source: RefSeq, a predicted model, not a curated record
CUCUGACCGCCUGCCAUUUCGAUCUCGCCUUGGGAUUGGGCCGUUCUUGUCGCAAGAACUAUUAUGUAAUCGGGCUUUAACAACCACACCUUGUACCUUUGAGCCCUUGACGAUCUUGUUCCGCCUCUACAUUACACCCGACCGCUAGACUACCGUAAGAAGUUUACCAACCAUGGAUAUUGACGAAGAGGACGAUUUCUAUGCGCCUGAAGAGCCAGCAGCUCCCCAAGCGCCCGCAGCAUCCACCACUGCGCCGGUGCCCGCAGCAAAAGCAAAGCCCGAUGCAAAUGAUGAGCUUGAGGAGGGCGAGGAGGAGGACGAGGGUGGCGAGAUGGAUGAGGACGACGACGACUCUGAUAUUGACAUAAUAAUCGAGAGAAAAGAUGGCUCUAAGGCUGCCCCUCCACCGCAAUCACGAUACAGCGAGAUCAGGAAUAUACCCCAGCGCUCCACCUCAAACGAAACAGCCGUGAAGGCUGCCCCCGUCCAGAAGGAAGAGCCUAGGCCGCCGGCGGCGAACCUGCCGCCCGUAUCGACUUCCAAGAUCAAUGUUAACGCAAUACCGACAUAUAAGCCACUUGGCAAGCCGUUAACACAGAUCAACAUCGACGAAGACCUCGGCGAAGGCGACAAACCGUGGCGCAAACCAGGUACCGACCUGUCAGACUAUUUCAACUACGGCUUUGAUGAGUUUACGUGGGCACUGUAUGCGCAAAAGCAAGAGACUAUCCGAGGCGAAUACAGCCAGGAAGUGGUCGCCCAGAAUAACAAGAAGAUGAUGGAGGAAAUGACCAACAUGAUGAUGAUGGGGGGCAUGAUGCCAGGCCUCCCGGGAGCUGGUGCUGGUGCGCCAGCCGGAGCAGCGGCCGGCGCGGCCAUGCCAGGCAUCGAGGGCAUCUCGCCGGACAUGCAAGCCAUGAUGCAACAGAUGAUGGCUAGCGGUAUAGAUCCGAGCCAGAUGGAUAUGAACUCCAUGUCGGCCAUGUUUUCUGGGAUGCAGAACCCAGCUAGCGCCGGAGGUGCUGGUGGCCAAGGAGGCCAAGGACAGAACUUUGGCCAGGGAUUUGGCGGUAAUCAGGGUCAGGGUUACGGCUACGACCAGCAGAUGGGCGGUGGCGGUGGUGCUGGUAGUGCUGGCGGAGGAGGCGGCGGUGGAGAGAUUGAAAUCUUUGCCCUGCACUUUACGAUUCUGCUAACGCUAAUCCUCGCUCUUCGCAAGGGCAACAAGAUUGGACUGGCAGAUGCUUUGUGGAACUCGACACAGGGACACAGUUGGCCAGUUGAAGGCACCAGUUUCAAAGAUGACGGGGACGUGCCGUCGUCUGUGAAAGACUUUCCCGCCGAGCUGCAAGCUACUCUCAAGUUGUGGACUGAACGCCUCGUGCGAAAGUCGAGCGACGAGGGGUGGCCGACGUCCUCCGUCACAGACACCAGGGCUCCGCAGAACGCCGGUGACCCAGCCACGACUGGUGCAGACUCUGAGGAUAUAUCUGACAUUUCAAAGACUCGGCAAGCCCUUGUAGUCUCGGGCCUGGUUGCUAGUGCAGACACGAUCCUCCCGGCCGAAGACGACGCAGCGUCACAAUACGAGGAGAACCUCCACGUUGCGCGGAUAAAGGCAUUAUCGAACAUCGAGGUUGAGAUGCUGGCUUGGUCGCUCUUGUACGCGCUGAGGGCAGCCUAG